AAGGACUCAACCGCAGCCACACACUGUUGAAGAGUGAUCAUAUUGCACAAUCAAUCCAACAACACCAUUACUACUCCAGUUUACAAACAACAAUCAAUAUGGUUGCCAUACCAAUUCUUGUAAGCACACCAGGCUUACAUACAGCCCCUGCUCAAGAGGCUCACGAGUUUCCCUUCCUAGGAGGGGCAAAUUCAUGCCCGGCAACGUCCUAUUAUACGAUGGUCUCUCAUGCUACACAAACCGACUCAGAAGAUGAGAGCCCAGAGACUCUAGUACCAGUCAAUUCUCGGACAGAGUCACCUACACGCAAAAGAAACCACUUUAGCGAAUGGACUCAGAAGAUACACAACCGCCUUGCGAGUCCAGAAGGACAGAGAGCGCCAGUAGCUACGGAAUCAUCUGGUAGCUCACACCUAGCCCCCCCAGCUUCACCAGGGUCUCUUGGUCGUCCCUCGACACCAGCGGCGGAUCUAUAUGAAGGACAAUCAGACGAAGCUUUCGGAAUGACCUUUGAACACCCUCAACAUCCUCAUUUUCACAAGGGACAGAAACCAGUUGCCAGCGCACAUAACUACGAGGAUCACAAACACCGGAUGCUUAUGGAUUGGGUGGAAAGACGCAACUCAUGUUGAAGCAUGACAAUGCUCAUUUGAAAGUGACCACAUUGGCGUCCUCGGUGAACCGGCGUUUGGAGCUCGACGCUCGAAGUUGGACGACGACUUAAUCGAUGACUUACCAGUGUCCACAGCAAAAUGCAAGACACUCGGAAGCGAAAAUCAUUUGAGCCGCGUUCGAUUCACACCAUGUAUCAUACGACUAUUCGGCAUAAGUUGCCGGGGAGAUUUAUGUCAAAUGUUUGAAUGGGACUACGAGGAGCAUGUAUACCAAAUUGUAUAGCGCAGCGUCAUACCGU
This is a messenger RNA of Exophiala viscosa, 913 nucleotides long. RefSeq lists its product as uncharacterized. The transcript is spliced from 2 exons. Lineage: Eukaryota; Fungi; Ascomycota; Eurotiomycetes; Chaetothyriales; Herpotrichiellaceae. The record is from RefSeq and is a predicted model, not a curated record. The coding region runs from base 99 to 632 and encodes 177 amino acids.